Messenger RNA from Polistes canadensis, 942 nucleotides. RefSeq names its product 60S ribosomal protein L6-like (gene RpL6). Gene Ontology annotation, cellular component: ribosome; cytosolic large ribosomal subunit. Gene Ontology annotation, molecular function: structural constituent of ribosome; RNA binding. Gene Ontology annotation, biological process: cytoplasmic translation; ribosomal large subunit assembly. The transcript has 4 exons. The coding region runs from base 62 to 874 and encodes 270 amino acids. Lineage: Eukaryota; Metazoa; Arthropoda; Insecta; Hymenoptera; Vespidae. The record is from RefSeq and is a predicted model, not a curated record.
UAUGGUAAGAAUCUGUCUCGUUAAAUAAUUUUAAGUUAUCCAAGAAAUCCUAUUAAUUAAAAUGUCGGAUAUGAAGACUAAAUCGCCAGAAAAAGCUGCUGAUGCAGCUGUUUCUACAAAGAAAGAAGUUAAGAAGAAAUUUGGGAAACCAAGAAAUUAUGAUCUAGGAAAUGGUGUUUACAGGUUUAGCCGUUCUCGCAUGUAUCACAAAAAAGCCAUCUACAAGUUUAUAGAUAAAAAGACAACCAAAGUCGUGAAACUUAAGAAACCCUUAACUACUGAGAAAGAAAUAGGUGGUGAUAAAAAUGGAGAAAAACGUGUUGUUUUAUUGAAAAAGAGAAGAUCUAAUUAUCCUACAGCAGAUCCUAUCACCAAAAAACAUACCAAGAAAUUCUUCCGUGAACACCAUCGAUAUUUAAGACCCAGUUUAGUUCCAGGAACCGUUUGCAUUUUGUUAGCUGGGUCGCACAAGGGAAAGCGUGUUGUUUUCUUGAAACAACUAAAAACUGGAUUACUUUUAGUUACAGGCCCAUUCCUCAUCAAUGGUUGUCCGCUGCGUAGAAUCAAUCAGAACUACGUCAUAGCAACUUCAACACGCAUUGAUCUUUCUGGAUAUAAAUUACCAGAACACAUCAACGAUGAAUAUUUCAAGAGGAAACAUGAUAAACGUGCUAAGAAAGAAGAAGGCGAUAUCUUCAGUAAAAAGAAGGAAGAAUACAAGCCAAAUGAUCAAAGAAAAUCUGAUCAAAAGACUGUGGACAAAGUUAUAAUAGAUGCGAUUAAGAAAAGUCAAGACAAAAAAUUAUUGUUCACUUAUCUUUCAGCAAUGUUUGGUUUGAGGAGCAGUCAGUAUCCGCAUAGAUUAAAAUUCUAAUAGGCGGCGUUACAUUCUCAUUUGUUUGUAACUUUUUGAGAAAUAAUAAAUAACAACUUUACAUUUUA